CUCAUUCACCGGAGCUUUUGCUGCACUAAAACGCAGGCAAACUGACACCCAUCGGGGUAGUUUAACCCUCGAGAAACAAAUGUCAGUGAAGAGUUUGGCAGAAAAGGCGAAAAACAGUGUAAAAAAAUCUGAUGUAGAGCCAACAGAGACUUGUUCGCUAAUGGUUAUUGUUACUGGGUAACCCUCGUGUGAUCGUCAAGCGAUUUUUAUUUUUAAUUUUUUUUUUUGGAAUGGAAAAUACAUACACAGGAAUGGACAACUGUUGACAAAAUUAAUAGCAAACAUCAAAUCCCUGGAGCUAACGGAUUUCUUCAGGAGUUGAGGAAUAUAAGAGAAUGUCUGGGAAUCUGUCCCUGUUUUUGGCGACGUCCCCAGAGCUGCCGGAAAACUCAUCCUCCAACUCCUCCUUCGCACCUUGGUCCCCGGAUUGGGCGGCCCCCACUUUCACCAGGGCGGCCCAGUUCCGAGUGGUGGCCACCCUGGUGCUCUUCGUGUUUGCGGCCGUCAGCAACCUAUCGGUGCUGAGCAGCGUGGCGUGGGGGCGGGGCCGGAGACUGGCCUCCCAUCUGCGGCCCCUCAUCAUGAGCCUGGCGGUAGCCGACCUCAUGAUGACCUUCAUCGUGAUGCCACUGGACGCUGUGUGGAACGUGACCGUGCAGUGGUACGGCGGUGACGCUCUCUGCAAGCUGCUCUGCUUCCUCAAGCUCUUCGCCAUGCACUCGUCGGCCUUCAUCCUCGUAGUCAUCAGCCUCGACCGGCGCCACGCCAUCCUCCACCCCCUCGACUCCUUCAACGCCAGCCGCAGGAACAAGAAGAUGUUGCUCCUGGCCUGGUCCCUCAGCCUGCUUUUGGCCUCCCCACAGCUCUUCAUCUUCCGUGCCAUCAAGGCCGAAGAUGUGGACUUCAUCCAGUGCGUGACCCACGGGAGCUUCCGGCACCGCUGGCAGGAGACGGCCUACAAUAUGUUCCACUUUGUCACGCUCUACGUCGUCCCCCUGCUGGUCAUGAGCGGAUGUUACACCCGCAUCCUCAUUGAGAUCAACCGGCAGAUGCUAAAAAGCAGAGGGACAGAGCCAUGCUUGAGACGUAGCGGCACAGACAUGAUCCCCAAGGCACGGAUGAAGACUCUUAAAAUGACCAUCGUCAUUGUGGUGUCCUUUGUGAUCUGCUGGACUCCCUACUACCUGUUAGGCAUCUGGUACUGGUUCCAGCCAGAGAUGCUGCGCGUGACGCCUGAGUAUAUCCACCACUUCCUGUUUGUGUUCGGAAACUUCAACACCUGCUGUGACCCCGUCAUCUAUGGUCUGUACACUCCUUCUUUCCGUGCCGACCUGGCUGCCUGCUGGUGUCGUCGGUCCCGGAACUCCUCCCCAAGAUCGCUGGAGCACCUUUCAGCCCGAAGGGGGGCUGCCAGCGGCGAAGCGGAGUCUGAUAUCCCCAGUGGUGACCAGCACAGUAGCAUUCAGCAGUAGGGAUCGACAACUACGAGAGUCCUUCACUGUCAUGUCAUGCCGUCCCUGUGGAUGCAGAUUCUGAGUCUCUAUUCAUAGAAACUUCCAUAACUCGGUAUCAUAGGAUUAUGAUUCACUUCCCGUGCCAUGAAAAAGGAUGAUAUACAUAUUUCUUGGAUGGAAACGCAUAGUUUCAAU
Brienomyrus brachyistius is the source of this 1649-nucleotide messenger RNA. Its product is annotated as gonadotropin-releasing hormone II receptor-like. The record is from RefSeq and is a predicted model, not a curated record. The transcript has 4 exons. Gene Ontology annotation, biological process: G protein-coupled receptor signaling pathway. NCBI's taxonomy places the organism in Eukaryota, Metazoa, Chordata, Actinopteri, Osteoglossiformes, Mormyridae. Bases 336 to 1472 code for a protein of 378 amino acids. Gene Ontology annotation, cellular component: membrane. Gene Ontology annotation, molecular function: gonadotropin-releasing hormone receptor activity; peptide binding.